This is a messenger RNA of Dunckerocampus dactyliophorus (ringed pipefish), 3481 nucleotides long. RefSeq names its product tribbles pseudokinase 2 (gene trib2). Bases 769 to 1995 code for a protein of 408 amino acids. NCBI's taxonomy places the organism in Eukaryota, Metazoa, Chordata, Actinopteri, Syngnathiformes, Syngnathidae. Gene Ontology annotation, molecular function: mitogen-activated protein kinase kinase binding; protein kinase activity; ATP binding. Gene Ontology annotation, cellular component: nucleus. Gene Ontology annotation, biological process: protein phosphorylation; regulation of MAP kinase activity; positive regulation of proteasomal ubiquitin-dependent protein catabolic process. The transcript is spliced from 3 exons. The record is from RefSeq and is a predicted model, not a curated record.
GUGUGUGUGUGUGUGUGUGUGUGUUAUGUGAAGCCUCCCCCCCCCCUUCCUCCGGCUAAGGGUGCAGGGUUGCGGUGUGUUCGACAGUGUGUGGCUCCACUCUGCACUGAAUGAACCACGGCAGGCUUCCCACAGCCCACGCAAGAGGCUCCGCGGCGCCACGGCAGAGAGGAUGCCCUGCUGAGUCAAGGGAUAGGUCCGGGAAAGUCGGCCGGCCGUUCCCUUGCUACCUUUCCUACCUACCCUCUUUACGUUAGUCAUCCCUGCAGCAGCAAGCGGCACCCUCCUUCCUUCCACCGGGAAGCGAGAGAAGAAGACGACUUCCACUAACCCGCACCUUGAAGAUUCCGUGUUUUGUUUCCGUGCGUGGAGCUUUGUCCAUGCCGAGCGUGGAUUGUAUGGAACAAGGCCGUUGCACUGACCUGCUAGCAGUUAGCACGGAGGCUAACUAGCAAGCUAUACCUGCUAGCCGUCAUCUUUUCACACGUAGACUCGUCGGAUAACAAGUUUGACUUUUUAUUCCCGCCACACUUUUCUUCCUUUUUGAAAGUGUUUUUUUAAGCUGAAACGAGCCAAGUUUAUUGUUUCCAUGUACGAAACGUGCCACACCAUUUUUACACCGGUAAAAUAAGCUAGCAGCUGCCUGACCUAGCAACCCAUUCACUGCACUUCGAAACUUGACUUUUUUGUUGGUUAGUUUUUUAAUGCAGUUCGAUCCGCAUUUAGCACACCGGGUGGUUAUAUUCGCUGGGGAGUCAAAGCGGCUGAAUGAAAACAAAGGAAGCGAGUGAACAUUUCAAGCUAGCUUUGCCUGUUGAUGCCCUGCAAGUUGGACUGCAGCCCUUUUGCUUUAUUGGGAAUAAGACAGCGGCGUCUGAGCUGAAGCAACCAAGUAGAAGAAGAAGAAGGGAACGUCGCCGAUCCGGUGUAGUUGUGACGCCGCAUUCCCCCAUGAACAUACAGAGGUCACAUCCUAUUAACAUUUCACGUCAUGGGAGAUCGCGGCACAAAUCGCACGACUUUGAAGACUUGUCUUGCUUGAGGACCGCGAGCGAGUCCCACCACAGCUUCAGCCCCAACCUCGGCUCUCCCAGCCCGCCGGAGACCCCGGACUCGUCGCACUGCAUCUCCCGCAUCGGGGACUACCUCCUGCUGGAGCCCCUGGAGGGGGACCACGUCUUCAGAGCCGCACACCUGCACAGCGGGGAAGAACUCGUCUGCAAGGUGUUUGACAUCGGUCGCUACCAGGAGUCGCUGGCGGCAUACUUCACCCUGGGCCACCACCAGCACAUCAACCAGAUCCUGGAGAUCCUGCUGGGCGAGACGCGAGCCUACGUGUUCUUCGAGCGGAGCCAUGGCGACAUGCACUCCUUCGUGCGCACCUGCAAGAAGCUGCGGGAGGACGAGGCCGCCCGGCUCUUCUACCAGAUAGCCUCGGCCGUGGCGCACUGCCACGACAACGGACUCGUCCUCCGCGACCUCAAGCUGAGGAAGUUUGUCUUCAAGAAUGAAAGCAGAAGCGUGGUGAAGCUGGAGAGCCUGGAGGACACGUACAUCCUGGACGGCCGCGAUGAUUCGCUGUCGGACAAACACGGCUGCCCGGCCUACGUCAGCCCCGAGAUCCUCAACGCCGGCGGCAGCUACUCAGGCAAGGCGGCCGAUGUGUGGAGCCUGGGCGUCAUGCUCUACACCAUCCUGGUGGGGCGCUACCCCUUCCAUGACGUGGAGCCGGGCUCCCUCUUCAGCAAGAUCCGCCGGGGCCACUUCAACGUCCCCGACACACUCACCCCCAAGGCCAAGUGCCUGAUCCGCUCCAUCCUCCGCCGCGAGCCCGCCGAGCGCCUCACCUCCCGCGAGAUCCUGGAGCACCCCUGGUUCGCCGCCACCAGUGGGGCCCCAGGGGGCGGCGCCACACACGGCCGAGGGGAGCGCGAGCAGGAGCAGCUGGUCCCCGAGGUGAGCAUGGAGGAGGAGGAGGUGGAGUUGUUCAGCUGAGCACACGACAAGCACAACCGGACCAGCAGCUCCUCCACCACGGGGACGGGGGGUGGGGGGAGGCGGGGGGUGGGGAAGGGUGGGUGCUCGCCACGGAGCCCCAGUAGUUUAGCGAGGGUUUGUCGUCACUAUGAGGUGUUUCCAUCUUUGCUUCUUCACCAUUUCCAUGGAAACCUUGAAGCAUGACAAACGCCAUCGUGACCCCACGCGGCCCCCGGGACGCCGCCACCAAAAAUGUAGCAAAAUGUACUUUUUUUUUUUUUGGUUUGAUGUGGUGCUCGUCACGGUAGACACAGCCCUCAUUUUCACACUACGGCAAGCAUGAAGGGACAUACGAGCACGGCCAAGCCACGCCCCCUGUUUUCUUAGCCUGCCCAUAGAAAACCAAACCCCCCCCCCAGCUUUUUAUUGAAAGAACAUGUAUAUCUAUAUUGAUAGGAAUAUAUCCAAAUCUAUAUUUCAAAGUACAUUGCAGGGUUUUAGUCCCACCUUUCACCGUGGAAGACGUCGACACAGGACAGGAUCUCUGUCUCAAGCCCCGCCCCUCCACUCAUUUUCUGUGCCAGUAUUCCCGCCCAUAUCAACAGUAUUGCUCCGCCCCCGCCAUCGUGCUCGGAUGUUACUUGAAUUUUUAUUUUAUUUUUUCCAAUAACCUCAUCAGCAUGCACCCCCAUCAAUGCUAUAGCUUGCCUAGCGAGGGGGGGGGGGGGGGUGGACGUGGGAGGGUGGGGGGCGGUCUGCUUGUUUCUUAAAAGACAAACCAUUUGCUCCCACAGCAAGAAUCCUACUGCUUUUGUUUUCUUUCUAGACGGAGCUUCCUCUUUCUUUAAGUUGGUGCUGAUUUGGUGCUAAUCUGUUCCUUUCAUGGAGGGGGAGGGGGGUGGUGCAUGGUGGGAUAUCUGCCUCAGAUGUUCUGAUUGUAUCGUACAAGAAAAUUCUGGUGUUUUUGUCCAAAUUGAGUAAAUAAAAGUUGUGAACUGCUCGUGGAGCCUGUUUGUCUGUUCCAGGGUCAAACUGUGUCUGUCUUAAAGCCUUCAUUAACUACACGCAAUCUUCCCUACCAAAACACAUGUAAAGUCAUAGAAAAGCUUUAGCUAUGAGAUUAUGAUUACUGCUUGUCCUGUUUGGGUACAUUUGUGCUGCUAAUCUUGCCUUUCGGACUGCACACCUUAUUCAAAUAUAAAUCAUCUGCUCAUGCAGUCUUCAUUUCCAUCGUUUUAAAAUGAGAUUAAAGUGCAGAAGCACUGGAUUCUAUCUGGAUUAUUUCUCUUGGCAUGCAUGUAUCUGAACGUGGAAAAUGAGAAGUCACGCAAGAUGAACAAGUGAUUGUGGACAUUGGACAGAUGAAGCUAGGGUUGGAUCUAUUUGACUGUUUUGAUUCCAUGAAACAUGUCAGAUUAAAAGUGCAUCUGCACCUCUAUCCAGAUCUGCACCAAAACUCCUAGCGGUCUUCCUUGGCCUAGCCCCGCCCCUCCACAAGGUUGCA